Molecule: messenger RNA, 738 nt
Organism: Nicotiana tabacum (common tobacco)
Lineage: Eukaryota; Viridiplantae; Streptophyta; Magnoliopsida; Solanales; Solanaceae
Source: RefSeq, a predicted model, not a curated record
AUGUGGUUGGAUUCAACAAAUCCAUCUAUAGAGCCUCCGGAACCUAAACCUAUGCCAGGUAGACCAAAGAGUUGUAGGAGAAAAGCCAAGGAUGAACCAAGAAAAAAGCAUGGUAAACUAUCAAAGAAAGGGGUAAAGAUGACUUGUUCAAACUGCCAACAAACAGGACACAACAAAUCUGGAUGCAGGAAAGGGAAUGUUCCAAGAAGAGCUACUCAACAAAGUCAAAAUAUGCCACCACCUCCACCAACAUCAUCUCAGGAAAUACCAUCUCAACAAAGCAAUACAUCCUCUAUAUGUGAGGAUACAAGUGUUGUCAAAAGACAAAGCAACAACCAAUCAACUGGGAUUGGUAGAGGAAGAGGAAGAGGAAGAGGAAGAGGAAGAGGAAGAGGCCAUGGACUAUGUAGAGUAAAAGGAAGAGGAACUACACUAGGAGGAGGCUCGGCUAAUGCAGCAACCAUUAGACAUAAAAGGCCAAGGCAUAGUGGUUUUGGGAUUUUCACUGACACUAUGACUGGAACUACUAUCCUGUAUCCUGGUAUAUCAUCUGAGAGAGUCAUAUCAGCUGGAACAUUCAAGGAUACAUCUGCAACUAACAUAGACAUUGGAUUUAAGCCCCCCGGAUUGAAGUUUAAAGGAAGAAAUGCAGUGACAAGGUCACAACUUCAGCAAAUGAGUGCACCAAGGAAAAAAGGUUCUUCAAGUCAAACAAGUUCAGAUGUAUCUACACUGUGA